Messenger RNA from Erinaceus europaeus (western European hedgehog), 3407 nucleotides. It is a transcript of the gene PPP6R2, whose product is annotated as protein phosphatase 6 regulatory subunit 2. The transcript is spliced from 25 exons. NCBI's taxonomy places the organism in Eukaryota, Metazoa, Chordata, Mammalia, Eulipotyphla, Erinaceidae. Gene Ontology annotation, molecular function: protein phosphatase regulator activity; protein phosphatase binding. The record is from RefSeq and is a predicted model, not a curated record. The coding region runs from base 396 to 3224 and encodes 942 amino acids. Gene Ontology annotation, cellular component: nucleus; cytosol.
CCCGCCCCGCCCGCCGCCAUUUUGGAGUGACCCGAGCUCCGCUGCGGCCCGAACGGGUCCCGAGCCAGUCCGAGCCGGUCCGAGCGGGUCCCGAGCUGCCGGCCGGCCCGCGCGUGUCCGUGGGCCCCGCGCCCGGCCGGCCCAUGUGCGUGCGGCCCUCCCCGCAGCCCGGGCUUCGCCUCUGCCGGUGCCCUGGCCUCCGCCGGGCCUGCGAGGAGCCGCCGAGCCGACCGGCUGGCCCGCGGGGCAGGUGAAGAGAUUAUAAAUCUUUCACUGAAUGAAAACAACUUCCUUUGAGUUGCAUAUACUCCAAGAAGAAAUUCUAAAUGUUUUUAUAUUUUUCCUGAAUACAAGAUUUAAACAAGGAAUUGCCAUAGAAGCUCUGAGGCAUCACCAUGUUCUGGAAGUUUGACUUGAACACUACGUCCCAUGUCGACAAACUGCUGGAUAAGGAGGAUGUGACACUUCGUGAGUUAAUGGACGAAGAUGACAUCCUACAGGAGUGUAAGGCUCAGAACCGGAAGCUGCUGGACUUCCUGUGCAGGCAGCAGUGUAUGGAGGAGCUGGUGAGCCUCGUCACACGCGACCCGCCCCUGGACAUGGAAGAGAAGGUCCGCUUCAAAUACCCAAACACAGCCUGUGAGCUACUGACAUGCGAUGUGCCACAGAUCAACGACAGACUGGGUGGGGACGAGGCUCUGCUCGGCCUUCUUUAUGACUUUCUGGAUCGUGAACCGCCUCUCAAUCCUCUGCUCGCCAGUUUUUUUAGCAAGACCAUUGGGAAUCUCAUUGCCAGAAAAACAGAACAGGUGAUCAUGUUCCUGAAGAAGAAAGAGCAGUUCAUCAGCCUGGUGUUGAAGCACAUCGGCACCUCAGCCCUCAUGGACCUGCUGCUGCGCCUGGUCAGCUGCGUGGAGCCUGUGGGGCUCCGGCAGGAGGUUCUGCUCUGGCUUAAUGAAGAGAAGAUCAUCCAGAGGCUGGUGGAGCUGAUCCAUCCAAGUCAGGAUGAAGAUAGGCAGUCCAACGCAUCCCAGACUCUCUGUGACAUCGUACGACUGGGCAGAGAGCAGGGCAGCCAGCUACCAGAGGCUCCAGAGCCGGACCCCCUCCUCACAGUACUGGAGUCGCAGGACUGCGUGGAGCAGCUUCUGAAGAACAUGUUUGACGGAGAUCAGACUGAGAGCUGCCUAGUCAGUGGGACUCAGGUGCUGCUGACCUUGUUGGAAACCAGACGGGCUGGGACAGAAGGUCUGGUGGACUCCUUUUCUCAGGGACUGGAGCGGCUGUGCACCGUCAGCGCCAGCAUACUUCAUGGCAUCGAGCCACGGCUGAAGGACUUCCAUCAGCUCCUGCUCAACCCACCAAAGAAAACAGCAAUCCUGACCACCAUCGGUGUGCUGGAGGAGCCCCUGGGGAAUGCCCGUCUGCACGGCGCCCGCCUCAUGGCCGCGCUGCUACACACAAACACACCCAGCAUCAACCAGGAGCUCUGCCGACUCAACACGAUGGGCCUGCUGCUGGACUUGUUUUUUAAGUACACCUGGAAUAACUUUCUGCACUUCCAAGUGGAGUUAUGCAUAGCUGCCAUCCUCUCCCAUGCCGCCCAAGAGGAUAAGGCAGAAGCCAGCGCUCCCAUGAGCGGAGUGGAGCCUCAGCCUGCGAGCGGGGACCCAGAGGCCCCUCAGCCUGCCGCCACCUGUCCUAAGAACACGAUGGUGACCCAUCUGUUCCAACAGUGCUGCCUGGUCCAGAGGAUCCUGGAGGCCUGGGAAGCCAAUGACCACACACAGGCAGCAGGUGGCAUGAGGCGUGGAAACAUGGGCCACCUCACUCGCAUCGCCAACGCGGUGGUCCAGAACCUGGAGAGGGGUCCCAUGCAGACCCACAUCAGCGAGGUCAUUCAAGGGCUCCCUGAGGAUUGCCGCGGGCGCUGGGAGAGCUUUGUGGAGGAGACACUGACUGAGACCAACCGCAGGAACGCGGUAGACCUGGUCAGCACCCACCACCUGCACCCCUCGAGUGAGGAUGAGGACAUGGAGGGCGUUUUCCCUAACGAGCUGUCCCUGCAGCAGGCUUUCUCCGAGUACCAGGUCCAGCAGAUGACCGCCACCUUCGUGGACCAGUUUGGCUUCAAUGACGAGGAGUUUGCUGACCAGGACGACAGUGUCAAUGCCCCAUUCGACAGGAUCGCAGAGAUAAACUUCAACAUCGACGCUGAGGAGGACAGCCCCAAUGCGGCUCUGUUUGAGGCCUGCUGCAGCGACCACAUCCAGCCCUUUGAUGAUGAGGAGGAUGACAUCUGGGAGGACAAGGACACGCACUGCACCACACGGCUGACGGCCAGAGCCAGGUUUGGGGCACCUCACGCCUCUGAGAGCUGCCUGAAGAAUGGCCUGGAUCGCAGCUGUCAGGAACGCAAGGACUCAGCAGCAGGCGGGGAUGUGGCUUUGGCAGGUGCUCCUGGGACACCCUCCCAGGAGGGUCCCCUGAUGGAGAACAGCUCAGAAGGCGUCACAUGGGCAGUGUUUGAUGAGCCAGUGAACUCCAUGGCACCAGCUCCCAGUGUGGCGAUGGACGUGGGUUCCAGUGUGUGGGCAGCCAGCGCCCCCAGCACCCUGGCUCCGGAAGAGAAAGGCUGGGCCAAGUUCACUGACUUUCAGCCUUUCUGCUGCUCCGAGUCGGGACCCAGGUGCAGCUCCCCGGUGGACACGAGUAGGGCUGACACCCAGGGCGGCCCGAACCAGGGCCCGGAGAGACCCCUCAGCCCUGCCUCCCCGUGUGCCUGGAAUGUGUGUGUCAGCAGGAAGGCCCCCCUGGAAGCCUCCAGCAGCGAUGAGGAUGAGCAGAAGGUGGCUGGAGCCUCAGAGGCCAUUAGCAUGGGUCCCAGCCAAGAGGGCCCCCCACUGCCCACAGCAGCCCCCAGGGCAGAGUGCACCACCAGGAGGCCACCAGACCCCACUGGCCCGGCCCCCACAGAAGCCGCCUCCCUCCUGGCCAUGGCCGUCUCCACUGAUGCCACCCUGGCGGCCACUGCAGCACUAAGCAAGGUCAGCCCUGCCCCAGCGACCCCGACCACUUUUCCUGGGCCCACAGCGGCGGUGACCACAACAGCAGCCACAGCCAGUCCGGCUAUUUCCACAGUGGCGACCCUGGGGACCGUGGCAAAGGACAGGAAGCCAGAUGGGCCGGUGUCUGCAGGAGCUGCCUUAAAUGGCCCCGUAUGAUGCUGCUGCCACCCAGCCAUGGCACCCUUAACUGAGAAAACUACCUGGAAGAACCGUGUAUUUGCACUUUGUAUCCAGCCACAGGGAAGGCCAGAGCCAAGGGGCAAAUGUGGGUCCCAGCCACCCCGGGGCCCUGGGAGCUGGGCUUCAGCCGGGCUGCAAAAUUCAACUGCCUUAAAAAGA